Molecule: messenger RNA, 1588 nt
Organism: Hydra vulgaris (swiftwater hydra)
Lineage: Eukaryota; Metazoa; Cnidaria; Hydrozoa; Anthoathecata; Hydridae
Source: RefSeq, a predicted model, not a curated record
GUAUUACCAUGGUGAUUGCUUAAGUUGCUUUCAUUGAAUUAAUUACUAUUGGUUUCUCAUUUUUAAACUAAUAUCAAAAUGUUUUUAGUGUUACAGUAAGAAUGGAUUCAUGUGAUUUUGGAAAAAAAUUAAAUGAUACUUGUCAUAAACUAAGUUAUUGUAGAAAGAUUGAUUUAAAGAAAUUUGAUUGCUAUAGAGAAGAUGCCAGAGAAGAAUUUAUUUGGAGAUCUGGAAUAACAGAUGAUAAAAUUUUAACAAUCUGCCUUCAUCAUGAAAAGAUUUUUGGUACACACUUUGAAAAGAAGCACACACAAUGUUGUAAUUUAUUGGACAAGCAUAAAUCAAAAAAAAAAGCAAUCAAAGGGAGUCAUGUAAUAACAUUAGACAUGGCAAAGCAAUUGAGAAUUAAUUUUCCAAAUGUUGUGCCUGGAUAUCAACUUUGUCGGAGCUGCUUUGACGCUAUAAUCAGUAAAUUUCAUGAACAAGAUAAUUGUGAAUUUGAGGAAUCUAUUUCAUGUGCUACUUCUGAAAAGUCACGAGAGGCAUUAAAUUUUAGUUUGGAAACAAUAGGUGUAUCCCCCAUAAAACCUCAUGGCAUUCCAAAGCAUCAACGGCUAUCUGUUGCUAAAAGUAAAGUUAUAAAAAUAAUGUCAAAGUAUGAAGAGCAUAUUUCAGAAGUAUAUAAUGUUAGGGAAGAAGAACUGAAGCAUAAAAUUCUUCAUACGAAAAUUAUUGACAAAAGUAAAUGUGAUGAUUUAGACUAACUAACAGCAGAAAUAAAAGAAAAGUUAAUUGUUUCAGACCAAAAAACUAAAAUUCAGUUAUUAACAUUUACACCCGAGUCUUGGUCAAGAAAUUUUGCUGCAAGAUAUUUCAACGUCACUAUAUACCAAAUUAAAGAAGCGCGCAAACUAAAGAAAAUGAGUGGGAUUUUUUCAGUUCCAGGCACUAAGAAAGGAAAAACAUUUUCAGAAAUAACAUUAAAUAGAGUCAACAAUAUAUACCAUGAUGAAGAAUUUACUAGACAAAUGCCUGGUAAAAAAGAUUACAUAAGUAUUGGUAGAAAACAACACAUGCAAAAGCGUCUUAUUUUAUGUAAUCUUAAAGAACUUUAUGUUUCUUUUAAAACUAAAUAUCCUCAAGAAGUUAUUGGAUUUUCUAAGUUUUGCAGUUUAAGACCAAAAUGGUGUAUAACUGUUGGAGCAUCAGGCACUCAUUCUGUUUGUGUAUGUACCCUCCAUCAAAAUGCAAUACUCUUGACCAAUGCUAUACAAAUGAAAUGUACUUAAAAAGAUAUGAUGACAAAAGUUGUUUGUGAUGUGACAAGUAAAGAGUGCAUGGUUCAUCGAUGUCCGACUGUCCAGGUAUGGUUUCUUUAAAGAAGUUUCUGGAUGCACAACUAAUUGAUAAUGACAAUGACAAGGAGGUGUCAUUCAAUCAGUGGCAGAAAACAGACAGAACAACAUUGAUCUAUCAGACAACAACUAUUGAAGAAUACAAAUUGAUGUUAUCAGAGGCAAUAAAAAAGUUAACAGCUCAUUCCUACAUUGCAAAAUGUCAAUCAAGAUACCUUAAGCAACAAAAGGAA